Messenger RNA from Gorilla gorilla gorilla (western lowland gorilla), 1448 nucleotides. RefSeq names its product glutathione S-transferase alpha 4 (gene GSTA4). The coding region runs from base 269 to 928 and encodes 219 amino acids. The transcript has 7 exons. Lineage: Eukaryota; Metazoa; Chordata; Mammalia; Primates; Hominidae. Gene Ontology annotation, molecular function: glutathione transferase activity. Gene Ontology annotation, biological process: glutathione metabolic process; xenobiotic metabolic process. The record is from RefSeq and is a predicted model, not a curated record.
UAUCAUGGCAGCAAGGCCCAAGCUCCACUAUCCCAACGGAAGAGGCCGGAUGGAGUCCGUGAGAUGGGUUUUAGCUGCGGCCGGAGUCGAGAGGCUGACUCUGUAGCCCAGGCUGGAGUGCAGUGGUGUGAUCUCGGCUCACUGCAACCUCUGCCUCCCAGGAUCAAGCAAUUCCCCUGCCUCAGCCUACCUAGUAGCUGGGACUACAGGUGCACCCCACCACGACCAGCUAAUUUUUGUAUUUUUUUAGUAGAGACAGGGUUUCUCCAUGUUGGCCAGGCUGACCUCGAACUCCAGACCUCAAGUGAUCCGCCCACCUCGGCCUCUCGAAGUACUGGGAUUACAGUUUGAUGAAGAAUUUCUGGAAACAAAAGAACAGUUGUACAAGUUGCAGGAUGGUAACCACCUGCUGUUCCAACAAGUGCCCAUGGUUGAAAUUGACGGGAUGAAGUUGGUACAGACCCGAAGCAUUCUCCACUACAUAGCAGACAAGCACAAUCUCUUUGGCAAGAACCUCAAGGAGAGAACCCUGAUUGACAUGUACGUGGAGGGGACACUGGAUCUGCUGGAACUGCUUAUCAUGCAUCCUUUCUUAAAACCAGAUGAUCAACAAAAGGAAGUGGUUAACAUGGCCCAGAAGGCUAUAAUUAGAUACUUUCCUGUGUUUGAAAAGAUUUUAAGGGGUCACGGACAAAGCUUUCUUGUUGGUAAUCAGCUGAGCCUUGCAGAUGUGAUUUUACUCCAAACCAUUUUAGCUCUAGAAGAGAAAAUUCCUAAUAUCCUGUCUGCAUUUCCUUUCCUCCAGGAGUACACAGUGAAACUAAGUAAUAUCCCUACAAUUAAGAGAUUCCUUGAACCUGGCAGCAAGAAGAAGCCUCCCCCUGAUGAAAUUUACGUGAGAACCGUCUACAACAUCUUUAGGCCAUAAAACAACACAUCCAUGUGUGAGUGACAGCGUGUUCCUAGAGAUGGUACUGUCUACAGUCAUGUCUUAAUGGAUCCCAGCUCUGUCAUGGUGCUAUCUAUGUAUUAAGCUGGAUCCUAAGUUGGGUCUUUUGUGUCAAAGAGAUCAUCUCUUCUAGAAAUAUCAACCUUUUUUGUCCAGUAAAUAAUUGUUAGGGGAUCUUUAUUGGAAAACUUUUUUGGAGAGGCUGGUAUUUAAGUUAGAUCUGAUUGGGCUACUCAUGUCCUGUAGCCAGUUUAUCCUCAUAAUAAGAAUAGGCAGGAUCUCUUGUUCUCUCCUGAGUGUCUUUCUGCUCUCCUGAGCGUCUUUCUGCUCUCCUUAUCCUGUUCUCUUAUCCUUAUCCCCUCCAGUCUCUGCCUAAUUUUUAGUGUUUAAUAACAACCGAAUGUCUGGUAAAUGACUCUCCUCUGAGCUGUAAUAAAUAAAAUGGUAGUAAUGAGUGCAAUCAGUAUUAGCCAAAAUAAAGAAUUUAUGAGUCAUUGCU